Molecule: messenger RNA, 324 nt
Organism: Cooperia oncophora
Lineage: Eukaryota; Metazoa; Nematoda; Chromadorea; Rhabditida; Trichostrongylidae
Source: the annotation of a GenBank genome assembly
AUGGAGGUCAAUGAUAACGAACGAGUGAUCGUAAUCUCAUCUGGUGCACCUCAAACAUGCAUGCAACGGGGGAUAGGAGACGUGACUACUAUUACUGAUGAGUGGUACAAGAAUGGAGUGCCAGUGAUUUACAUAGGUAUUGGGGAUAUGGCUAACAAAACGGCUAUAGACAAGCUCACGAACGACCCCAAGAAUACGAUAAUGGUGCCUGACAUAAAGGAUAAAACGCCAGAUGAACUUGGGAAGGUUGCGGAUGAGGCGGGGAAACAAGUGACGGCAGCACCACCGAAGCAACCGACAACCUCAGUGACAACGCAGCAGCAU